Vicia villosa (hairy vetch) is the source of this 1350-nucleotide messenger RNA. Its product is annotated as probable 3-ketoacyl-CoA synthase 21. The transcript has a single exon. The record is from RefSeq and is a predicted model, not a curated record. Gene Ontology annotation, biological process: fatty acid biosynthetic process. Gene Ontology annotation, molecular function: acyltransferase activity, transferring groups other than amino-acyl groups. Gene Ontology annotation, cellular component: membrane. The coding region runs from base 1 to 1350 and encodes 449 amino acids. NCBI's taxonomy places the organism in Eukaryota, Viridiplantae, Streptophyta, Magnoliopsida, Fabales, Fabaceae.
AUGGAACCUUACACUUAUUCAUCGUUGGAAAUGCUUACAAAGUUUAUGAACAUUGAUGUUUCAUCUAACCAUAUUGUUAUGGUACUUUUGGUAAUAGGUUUAGCAACCUUUUACUUUGCAUGUAGAAGAAAAGUACACAUUUAUUUGAUAGAUUUUAAUUGCUAUUGUCCUCCAAGUUCUUAUAGACUACCUAAAGCAAUGUUUGAAGAGAAUAAUGCUUAUGAUGAAAUGGAACAAGAAGCCGUUGACUUCAUAAGUAAAAUCAGUGCGAAAUCUGGAUUCAGCGAUGAAACGUCGAUUCCUCCGUCUCUUGCUCAAAUACCUAAAGUUAAAGCUCUCACAUUUGCACUCGAAGAAGCUGAAACAAUAAUGUUUACAGCAGUCAAAGAUCUUUUAGCAAAAAACAAAAUCAACCCGAAAUCCAUCGAUAUUUUGAUAACUAACAGUAGCAUUUUCUGUCCUACGCCGUCUCUUAGUUCAAUGGUGGUUAACAAGUUCAUGAUGAGAAGCGACAUCAUGAGCUUCAAUUUAUCAGGUAUGGGAUGCAGUGCUGGAAUUAUAGCAGUUAGUCUUGCUAAAGACUUGUUGAGAGUUCAUAGGAACUCAAUGGCUUUAAUAGUAAGCACAGAGACACUUAGUUUAAAUUGGUACACAGGGAAAGUUCCAUCUAUGCUACUAACUAAUUGCUUAUUCAGAAUGGGAGGAUCAGCUAUAUUGAUGUCUAGUAGGCUUCAAGAUAAGCAUAAGGCGAAAUAUGAGCUACAACAUAUUGUAAGAACAAUCAAUGCAUAUGAUGAUCAAUCUUAUGCAUGUGUCUACCAGAAUGUGGAUUCGGAGAACAAGGAAGGUGUAUCGAUAUCAAAGAAUAUAGUUAAUGUUUGUGGUGAUGUGUUGAAGAAGAACAUUGGUACAUUAGGACCAUUGGUUUUGCCAUGGAGGGAGCAGUUCCUGUAUGUGAUUUCGAUUCUUUGUUACAAACUAUGUAGUAGAAGAACAAGCAUAUAUACUCCAAAAUUUAACAGGGCUUUUGAGCAUUUCUGCAUACAUUCAGGAGGAAGAGCUGUUAUACAAGCCAUUGAAAGAAACUUGAAGCUAAAAGAACUGGAUGUGGAGCCAUCAAAAAUGACUUUAUAUAGAUUUGGAAACACUUCAUCUGCUUCAAUUUGGUAUGAGUUGUCCUACAUAGAAGCAAAAGGGAGGAUGAAAUGUGGAGAUAGGGUGUGGCAAAUUGCCUUUGGAAGUGGAUUCAAGUGUAACAGUGCAGUAUGGAAAUGUCUAAGUGAUGUUAAGCCUGAUAUCACCACUGCUUGGAGGGACACAAUACACUCAUACCCAGUAGAUAUUUUGUGA